UCGGAUUCUAAACGAGGUGUUUUUCUACGGUAUUCGAGAGAUCCUGCAAAGAGAUACUUGUUGGAUAGAACUGGUGACACACUACGAGGUAUCGUGCAACCUGGUGUGCACAUUUAUUUUGAUAAAAUUUCUAUCGCGUGUCGUUCCGUUUCUAACGAGAAGAAAGUGCACGCGACCCUUCGAGGACGCGUUGUCGAUCAUUGUUACGGUGGAAGCUUUAGAAAAUGGCCGACAAUUGGACACAGAGCGUUGUUUGCCGUUAUUUCAAAAAUGGUAUGUGCAGAGAAGGGAAUAAUUGCAGAUAUCGGCAUACCCAAGGAAUUAGAAACGAUGGAAGUACCAAUGACACAGUAAUAUCUGCAUCUGCCCCACCUUUUAAUGUUCCCUGUCACUUUUUCAAGCAAGGCAACUGUAAAUUUGGAAACCAGUGCCAUUUUCGUCACAAUGCUGAAACUGCCGAUAAUAAUUCAGUGAAUGCAAAUUUGGUAGAUAGUUCUUCGCCUGGACAACACACUUCAAACACCUCAGCUUCAACAACGAUAAAAAAUGUUAAAGAAAGUGCCUUUAUAGCAGAAGAAUGGAUUAAAGCACCAGAGUUUGUACCUUCGUCUGUUGCUGGUUCAUUUUCUGCGAACGAUGCCACUUCGGGUACAUCGACAGGCUCUUCGUUGCCAGUAUCUUAUGCUCAAGCUGUAAAUCCUUCCGGUCAAGCAUCCAGUCUGUCUGUAGAACCUCUUUGCCCGUAUUCAUUGGCAACUGGAAUUUGUAAAAAACAUAACUGUACAUACUUGCACGGGGACAUAUGUGAAUUGUGUAAUCGCGCUGCCCUUCAUCCUCAUAACGAAGAUCUUCGAAAAAAACAUACAAAUGCAUGUAUUAAACAGCACGAAGUAGAUAUGGAGCUAUCCUUUGCAAUCCAGCGUAGCAGAGAUAAGUCUUGUGGAGUUUGCUUCGAAGUGGUAAUGGAAAAAGCAUCGAGAGAGCAGAGAUUUGGUAUUCUACCGAACUGCAACCAUUGUUUUUGUCUGAGCUGUAUUAAAAAAUGGAGGCAGGCCAAACAGUUCGACAAUAAGAUCAUUAGAGCUUGUCCGGAAUGCCGUGUCACCUCUGACUUUGUGUGUCCAAGUAUGUACUGGGUAGAUACAAAAGAAGAAAAAGAAAAAUUGAUAAUGGAUUACAAAAGUGCAUUGAGCACCAAAGAUUGCAAGUACUUCAAUAAGGGACGUGGCAAAUGUCCUUUCGGUAAUAAGUGCUUUUAUCUACAUGCACUUCCCGAUGGCACUAAAACAGACGUUGGUCCACCUGUUCGUCAACGACGCAAUGCUGAUGCAGACAUUGAUAUCCUACGUCAAUUUUUUUUGUGGGACUUCUUCGACGAGAGAGAUGACCGCUGGAUAUACGACUUAGAUCUUGAGGAUAUUGUUACUGUGUUUUCAGGCUCGGAAGAUUCUGACUGGUCUGAAUACGAAUUUUCUCUCGAGUAGUUCUAUUACCUCAGUAAUCAUUUCUGCUGUUACUGUUAUCUGUAUUAUCUAUCAC
Messenger RNA from Dufourea novaeangliae, 1539 nucleotides. Its product is annotated as probable E3 ubiquitin-protein ligase makorin-1. Bases 225 to 1484 code for a protein of 419 amino acids. NCBI's taxonomy places the organism in Eukaryota, Metazoa, Arthropoda, Insecta, Hymenoptera, Halictidae. Gene Ontology annotation, biological process: protein polyubiquitination. The record is from RefSeq and is a predicted model, not a curated record. The transcript is spliced from 6 exons. Gene Ontology annotation, molecular function: metal ion binding; ubiquitin protein ligase activity.